AUGCAACCCGUUGUCAUUAUCGGAGGAGGUCCUGUCGGGCUAGUUUCUUCUAUCUUGUUAUCUCUUCAAAAUAUCCCCCACAUUCUCUUUGAACGCCACCCGUCUACUUCUAUCCAUCCCAAAGCUUGUGGCUUGAACCAACGCACCAUUGAAAUAUUCCGACACAUCGGCAUUGAAGCAGAGGUACUGAAGGAGAGUGCCCCAAGAAACACGUAUACUCGCACUGCCUGGUAUACGAGUUUCGGCCCCAAUGGGAGAGAAAUUCACUCCCGGGAUGCGUGGGGCGGGGGCAAAUAUGAAGCUGCCUUCGCCAGUGCCAGUCCGUCACCAUAUGUUAUACUCCCACAGAUCCGCCUGGAGCCAAUCUUGCAGCGACGCGCACUGAAACUCAACCCAGAUGGGUUGAAAUAUGGGUGUGAAGUCCUAGGGAUUGAUGAAAAAGACGAUCACGUCAUUGUGAGCGUUCGCCGUGCUGAUGGCGUUGCAUACGAAAUGGUAGCGAGAUACGUGCUGGGUGCUGAUGGGGGAAGAGCGGUGACAGAUUGGCUUGGUAUUCAAUGGCAGGGCGAGAAAGAGAUUUUUGACAUGGUCUCGGCGCAUUUCCGGGCACCUCUUUCGCGUCAUCAUCCAGAUCCUAGGGUCUUCAUCAGCUGGUUUAUCAACCCUGCAACAGGUGGUAGUAUCAAAUCUGGUUAUCUGUAUCAUCUGGGGCCUUACCCCUCCAAUCCAGAGACGGAGGAGUGGUGUUUUGGAUGUGCGAUGCUUCCAGAAGACCCCGAACGAUUUGAUACCAAGUCGACAAUAGAAAGAAUUGGCAGAACGCUCAGCAUUGAUGACCUCGAGAUUGAUCUACAGAGUGUAAAUCAUUGGUUUGUGACUAGCAUUGUUGCGGAGCGGUUCCGAAGCAAGACCGGAAAUGUCUUUCUUGUUGGUGACGCCGCCCAUCGCAUUCCACCGUGGGGAGCCCUUGGUCUCAACACAGGAAUCCAAGAAGCGUUUAAUGUGAUCUGGAAAUUAGGCUUCGUGUUAAGAGGCCAUGUCAAAACACCUGAGGCUUUGUUAGAUACAUAUGACCAGGAGCGCCGCCCAAUCGCCCAACGUGUCGCGAAAUCUAGUCUUUACAACUUGAAAAGCCAUGGUGGAGCUAUGGACAGGGCCGUUGGUCUCUCGACGGACCAGACCCACGAGGAAAACCAACAGGCUAUUGAUGUUUGCCUUGAUCCCGAUCAUUCAGAUAAUCCUCGGGUCAGGGCGGCGAUUGAAAAAGCCCAAAAAGUGCUAGACAGUGAAUUUGGUGCACACGGCGCGGAGAUAGGCUGGUUCUAUCCCUCGGCAGACAUUGAUAACGAAGGAGAGCGAACAAAUCAUGAUGGACAGAUCAAGCCAGAUGGCACCCUCGAUGAUCUUAUUUACCACCCUUCGACCAUUCCUGGCCAUCAUCUUCCUCAUGCCUGGCUCCAACGUGAGAGCUCGAUUUCAUCCACCAGAGAUCUACUGGAUACACAUAGAUUUACAUUGAUCACUGAAUCCGUAGCCCAGUGGGAGUGGGUUUCACAGCAUAGUUGCCCCAUCAAGAUCGAGAUUGUCGAUGAUCUCGGAGGGUGGACAGACCGUGAUGGAACUUGGCGGAAACUCUGUGGUGUAUCGCAAAGGGGAGCUGUUCUAGUUCGUCCAGACGGUAUAGUCGCAUGGCGCGGCGAUGAUCGUGAUGUCAAGCUCUCGUCAAUUCUUGAUGAUUUUGACUUCCCAGGCAAAACGUUUACGGCUUCAUUGUAA
Messenger RNA from Penicillium longicatenatum, 1776 nucleotides. RefSeq lists its product as uncharacterized. The record is from RefSeq and is a predicted model, not a curated record. The coding region runs from base 1 to 1776 and encodes 591 amino acids. NCBI's taxonomy places the organism in Eukaryota, Fungi, Ascomycota, Eurotiomycetes, Eurotiales, Aspergillaceae. Gene Ontology annotation, molecular function: FAD binding. The transcript has a single exon.